Cuculus canorus (common cuckoo) is the source of this 6582-nucleotide messenger RNA. RefSeq names its product SEC14 like lipid binding 5 (gene SEC14L5). Gene Ontology annotation, cellular component: cytoplasm. The record is from RefSeq and is a predicted model, not a curated record. The coding region runs from base 246 to 2378 and encodes 710 amino acids. NCBI's taxonomy places the organism in Eukaryota, Metazoa, Chordata, Aves, Cuculiformes, Cuculidae. The transcript is spliced from 17 exons.
CCCUUCCUCCUCCCCCCCAGCACAAUGGACAGCGCCCUGCGCCGCGCGCGGCCGUUGAAGCGGCGCGUGGAGCCGGUGGUUGUGGGGCCGGGACCCCGCGCUGCGAAUGGGCCCGGGAGGAACCCGCGGAGUUAUAGCUGGACUCCUUCUUGCUUUGAGAAGCAGAAUGACGGUCUCGCUAUUCUGUUUUGAGAAGAGGACAUAGAAGAUCUGCCGCUGCACUUUCCCCAAGGUGUAGAGUGAAAAUGGUGCAGAAAUACCAGUCCCCAGUUCGAGUCUACAAAUACCCUUUUGAGCUCGUCAUGGCAGCAUAUGAGAAGCGCUUUCCUACAUGUCCAGAGAUCCCGGUCUUCCUGGGGAGUGAAAUCCUACAUGAAUCCAGGAGUGAUGAUGGAGCUAUCCAUAUCAUCGAACGGAGCUGCAAGUUGAAUGUGGAUGCUCCUAGGCUGCUGAAGAAGAUUGCAGGGGUAGAGUAUGUUUUCUUCAUCCAGAAAAACACUGUGAACUGGAAAGAGCGAACUCUCCGCAUUGAAGCCCACAAUGAGACAUUCGCCAACCGUGUUGUCAUCCUCGAGACAUGCAGCUACUCAGUUCACCCCGAGAAUGAAGAGUGGACUUGCUUUGAACAGUCUGCAUCUCUUGACAUCAAAUCAUUUUUUGGCUUUGAAAGCACAGUUGAAAAAAUUGCCAUGAAGCAGUACACCUCGAACAUCAAGCGGGGCAAGGAGGUGAUUGAACACUACCUGAAAGAACUGAUCUCCCAAGGGAUCACCUUCAUCCCCCGCUGGACACCUCCUGCAGUGUGCAGACAGGCAGAGGAGCAAGCCCCGGUUGCUGGCCACGAUGCUGGUGUUGAUCUGCUGGAGUCCAGGGCUGGUGGGACCCCCCGAGAGCAGCCAGACAGCGCCUGCCCUCCGGCAGAGGUGGCCGGCCCUGACGCUGACAAACUGGAUGCUGAUUACAUAGAGCGAUACCUGGGCCAGCUGACGCCAAUGCAAGAGAGCUGCUUGAUCCGCCUUCGCCAGUGGCUCCAAGAGACGCACAAAGGCAAGAUCCCCAAAGAUGAGCAUAUCCUUCGAUUUCUGCGGGCUCGUGACUUCAACAUUGACAAAGCACGAGAAAUGCUCUGUCAGUCACUCUCCUGGAGAAAGCAGUACCAGGUGGAUUACAUCCUGCAGUCAUGGAGGCCACCAGCCCUCUUGGAGGAAUACUACACUGGAGGGUGGCAUUACCAAGACAAAGAUGGGAGACCACUCUACAUACUUCGUCUUGGCCAGAUGGACACAAAAGGCUUGGUGAAAGCUCUGGGAGAAGAAUCACUGCUGCGACACGUUCUGUCAAUUAAUGAGGAAGGACAAAAGAGAUGUGAAGAAAACACCAGCAUCUUUGGCCGCCCCAUCACAUCCUGGACAUGUCUAGUGGACUUGGAAGGGCUAAAUAUGCGGCACCUCUGGCGGCCUGGAGUGAAGGCACUGCUGCGGAUAAUUGAGGUUGUGGAGGACAACUACCCCGAAACUCUGGGCCGGCUGUUGAUAGUGCGAGCACCCAGGGUUUUCCCUGUGCUCUGGACUCUGGUCAGUCCCUUUAUCAAUGAGAACACAAGGCAGAAGUUCCUCAUUUACAGUGGGAAUAACUACCAGGGUCCAGGAGGGCUGGUGGACUACGUGGACAAAGAUGUGAUUCCAGACUUCCUGGGAGGGGACUGCAUGUGUACUGUCCCAGAAGGUGGACUUGUGCCCAAGUCACUUUAUCAAACAGAAGAAGAGCCAGAGAACCCGGAUCACAUCCGGUUAUGGACAGAAACUAUCUAUCAUUCUGCGAGUGUCCUCAAAGGAGCUCCACACGAGGUAGUUGUGGAGAUUUUGGAAGGGGAAUCCGUCAUCACCUGGGACUUUGACAUCCUGAAGGGAGACGUGGUGUUCAGCCUCUUUCACUCCAAACGAGCUCCUGAAACGAGCCACAAAGAGCCCACAUUACCAAAUACCUCAGCUGCUGGGGACAAUGCACAGCUCAUUGAUAAGUCAUGGGUCCUUGGUGUGGAUUACAGCCGCAUGGAAUGUCCACUGGUUUGCCGUGAAGGAGAGAGCAUCCAGGGAUCUCAUGUGACUCGCUGGCCUGGCUUUUACAUUCUCCAGUGGAAGAUGCAUGGCCCUCCACCCUGUUCCAGCACCAGCCUCCCACGGGUGGACGACGUCCUUGCCUCUCUGCAAGUUUCCAGUCACAAAUGCAAACUCAUCUACUACUACGAGGUGCUGGCAUCCAAGGACUUCAGGGGAUCCAUGUCAAGCCUGGAAUCCUGCAACAGCGGCUUUUCCCAGCUGAGUGGAGCCACGACAUCAUCCAGCCAGUCCCAGAGCAGCUCCCACCUUUCUAGAUAGCAGGACCAAGGCUGCAGUGGCCAGGAGGAAGAGCGCAGGGCUUCCCAUUCACCCCAGAGCUGCUCUGUGCACCAAACCAAAGAGCCCCCAGGCGCCAAGCCACAACGCUGUUGGUCCUGUGACCACAUGGAGCAGCUGUGUGAACACAGAAGCUUCUGCGAGCUGCUGGCAACAUGAAAACUUAGAAUACAAAUGGCAGACUCAGACUUUUGGUAUCAGAUGCCCUCUUCUCAAUAGUCUUUUUCACCAACUGCGGUUCUUGGAUGAAUGUCUGUUUGCAUGGAUCUACAUGUUACUCGUCUCUGAAGGGCUCUUUGCAAUCAGUCCUUUUCCUGCAUGUAGGAGAGGAGGCUGAUGUUGCCUUAUCUGUUUGACUGAGGACUGGAUGAUUCCUCUGUACCAAAACGAACCUGGUUUGCUGAAUGCCCAGACCACCAGUUCCAUCGGAACAUAAAGUGGAUGUUGGAGGUGCAGGGAUUUAAAGCAAACCAUGAAGACCUUUAUACAGAGAGGGUGUUUUAUAAAUCAGUUCCAGGGCAAACCUGAAACCCUUUCUGAGCUGAUAGGAUGCUGGUAGGGAAUGGGUUUGGUUUUUUUUAACCCACUGAGACACAAAAGUUGGACUGGUUUUCUAGAAGGUACAGGCAGAGAUUCUGCCCCCAGUAAGCAGCAUCUUAAAGAGACUGGUUUUCCCUUUUCCUCAGGUUUACAAGCAAUAAGGAGUCAAUUGGACUCAUCUCAUUGAAGUGAUGGGAACGGAAUCAAACUGUAAAGGGCUAAGAAAAGCAAUAUUUCAUCUCCUGAAGGCACAAAGCUCUGUGGCAGCAUUGCAGACCUUGCUUCUUUAAAUGUGGGCUAACUUGAAGACAAAAUUUUUAAAAAGAAGCAGCCUGUAUGUGUUUCAGCACUCGCUGAGAUGCGUUUAUUCAAAUACUGCUUAUUUUAAAUUAAUUUUUAACUUAUUUAUAAUUUCAGAAAUUGCUAUUUAUUAAAUCCAAUCGUCUUUUUUAAUGGGACAAACUUUGUUUUAGGAAGGAAUAACUGAUUGUCUUUAGUCCCAAGGAAUCUUUCUACUUGGGUUCUGAUCUUUGACCGCUAGAUGUUCUUGCAUAAAGGGCUGUAUUGGACACGGCAUUGGGGUGAGAGCUGUGUCACCUCUUCCUGCGAGGUAAGGUCAGUCCAGUGCUUCCUGGACUCCAGAGGGAUGUCUCUUAGGAUUAACAGGCAAGGACUGGGCUCGGGACCUGUAAGAACUUCGGUUUGGUGUGUCUUUGUGAUACCCCGGAACCCCAUGUUUGCAUCAUCUCCACUGGUUAUUGCAGCACGUGGGUGUGUAGGGAAGGCGAUGGAGAUCUGUGGAUCAGGUUGGCUGACACAGUUACAGGAGUUCUUGUUAUGGUGGCAACCACACAAGAAUGGGCUUCAAACACUGAGUUGCCCUCUGGCAGCCUUUGCAGCUGGCAGGCACGCGGGACAUGGGAUGUGGGUGGGUCACUGCUUUCGAUCCCACUGGGUUGUGUGGAGACCUCACCCCCACCAGCUGGAGGUCACCAAUGCAUGGAUCUGGUGCCCACAGCACCAUGAGGGCAUGACCUCUGCCACUGCUUGGGUUGUCCCAGCCAAGUGGCUCCUGUCAUGUAUGGGAAAGAUCAGCUGAACUGAGUGAGUUUCCAGUUCCACAGGCUCACAGCUUGGGGUGGGGCAGCACAGAUGAUCCACAUAUCCAGGGCCAUGUCUCUCAGUCAGGACUUGGCAUUUCUUUCCCUCUCAUCAAGUUAUUAAGGUUGAUGGAAUCCAUGCACCUAACCGGUUCCUUCUGACCCUGCCUGUUCCAUUACAGGUUCUGAAGAACCAGGCAUUGACAGAGGAGAAUAGAGCCCCAGUCUCUGGAGCAACAGGAGAUGAAGAGCUUGAUGUGGUUUUGUAAAUUGCUUGGGUUUUUUUAAAGGGCUGGAGUCUAGGAAAUUGCUCUCCCUUGCAUUUCCCACAGGAGCAGAACAGAGACCUGAGUUAUGCAGGGCUCUGGGGAGGAUUGGAUCUCAGAGCAUUCCCCAGUUGUUCUGUUGCCUUGGCCAUUUCUCUCAGAUGUCUGGAACUCCUGUCUCCUGCAUCUCAGCAUAUCUGGGGUCUGGCAGACAGGGAAAAGUACGGCUUUUGCUCUGGAAAAACAGAGGUUCCAAAGUUAAAAGUGCAUCUAUGUGUCCCUGAUGUAAAUUCCUUUACUUGUAAUUAAUUCUGAUGCUAGAAAUAGAGUUUCAAAACGACUCCCAAAGCACCAGGAGCAAACCUGGUCCUCCCGAUGACAUUCCAGGGUUUGUUCCUCAUUGCUCGUUCUUACGUGGUUGGUCACAUCCCAUGGUGGUAUUGUUCCUGUCUGCUAUGGUUAAGAAUAUCCUCGAUUGCACUGGAUUUGUUUUUAUUAUUCUUGCUUUAAAAUGCAGCAUCUGCUGCUCCCCUUCCCUCGGGAGAGCUGAGGGGGUUCAACUCCCAUCAGCGAGGCACCUGGAGCCUGGCAGCCCAGCCAGGGCUCAGGAGGAAUUUGGGAUUCUGGCUCCAUGGAAGGCACUCGUCUCUCAAAUGUCAGCCAGAGCCUUGAACGCCGGGCUCCGGUGGUGAGCGGGACGUGACGCAGGGCCUUCCCUGUGCCCAGCCGUGUCCAUGAGCUGGGGUUGGGGGGAAUAAACAGCUGGGUGCUUAAAAAAAUAGCUCCUUGGUACAUCGGAGCUUUCCUGUUUCAGAUGUUCCAUAUGCAAACACAACACCUACCUCAGGAGCUGUUGCUGGGUUUGCCACAGGAUGGGAGCUCUCACGAGGAAGGGCACUGUGCUGUCGGUACAAAGUACAGUGCUGGUGUUUAUGGUUCAAUACGGCCCGAUCUGAAGCCUUCAGGCUUAGCCAUUCCUGUGGGCUUGCCUCAUCCUGCUGUUUACUGGCUUUUAUCCAAGCAGGACUGGUAAAUGGAAACACAGAGCCCACCAGCAGUGGAUGUGCGUUGGAGACUUAAGUCGAAGGCACGACUGGGAUCAUUUUGGCUAAACAGUUGCCGUCUUUCAAGUGUGAAAAAGAGCUUUUUAACUGUUGAGCCUCAUCAGGACCGACGGUGCCACCAGCCUGGGCAGCCAUGCCAGCCGCUGAACCACAUCCACGUGCCAAGGGCUGAGGGGCAGAGCACUCUCGAACACACUCCUGCGCUGUCAGCAGGGAGGCACUGAGAGUGCCUUGGCAUUUCUUGGCUUCCUGUGCAUUUGCUGUUGGGGAAGAGCAAUCCCGAUGGCUGUGUCCUUUUGUGAGGAGACUGAGUGCCAGCAGUCGUUGUGGCUGCACAUAGGUGUUUGCUGCGGUGUCAGACAUGGGUGUAUUUGGGCUGGCCAGGCUGGGUGGAUCAAUUACCUUUCAGUGACAGGAAAAACACCCAGCAUUUAUUGAGAAUUUAUACUCCUGAUUGAUGUAUUCAUCAAAAGAUUUUGAAAAUGCCAUAAUAUGGCCAUCUGCAACCUGUAAAUCUGCCCCUUGGCACUCCUGGGGGGAAGCAGGGAGCCCAGCCGUUGCCUUGGGCAUGCAUUCCAUGUGCUGACACAGCAGCUUGGGCAGAGCCCACUGGAGUCAGGAACCUCUCCUUCCAGAGUGCAUUUCCCUAGCUCACACUUCAUCAAUGUCUGAAGCGUUUACACUGUGAACACCAAACACUACAAGAAACAGAGGCACUGGAAUCUACAGGCCAACACCAACAGCAAUCGUCAUGGAUUACUGCAUGCUCUGAGCUUUAAUAUUCUCCCCACACGUCUGUGAUGGUUCUUAGACCAGAUUCUCUCUUAGAAAGCUAAACUGGAAUUGUGUGAUAUUGGCUUCUAAUGACAUCAGCAUCCACUUCCAAGCUCUCAGUGACAUGAGGUACAUGGGCAUUGAUAUUUUUUAGCAACCACUCAUGCUCUCUCCCUUGCAGUCACCUUCACUUUCACAUAUCGAAGUCCUGGUGUUUUCUCAGCCAAAACCUACCCAGCACUGUUUAAGAGCACACUAGCAAAACGCAGCGUUCUUUGUAACGUGUCACCUGGCCACAGGUGCAUGUCGUUACGGUGCUCGAGGGCUCCGGGAGGUGCUGUGUGUUUCUGUGGUGGAAAUAAAACCCAUCACUAAAGAACACCGAGUGUUUGAUGCAACUGUUCAAACAAUAAAGCUGAAACUGUCAGCCCAUGCACUGCUG